This is a messenger RNA of Glossina fuscipes, 1399 nucleotides long. RefSeq names its product RCC1 domain-containing protein 1. The transcript is spliced from 3 exons. Lineage: Eukaryota; Metazoa; Arthropoda; Insecta; Diptera; Glossinidae. The coding region runs from base 15 to 1112 and encodes 365 amino acids. The record is from RefSeq and is a predicted model, not a curated record.
UAAAACAUAUAAAAAUGAUAGUGAGCGGCUUUAAUGGCUUUCGACAGUUCGGAGGAAGGCGGAAGUUACAAAAGUUUGAAGAUACGGAAAGCAUACCUGCUGACGAUGCUUCAGCAGAUAUUUUAUUUUCAUGUUCGUGGAAUUGCACGACAUUCGCUUAUGGCAAUAAUUUAUAUCUAAAAGGCUUUUUUGCUGGAAAAACGAAUAAUUUUAGAAAAUUGACAACUAAAGAAAGUAUCACAUCUUUGGCUAUAAAUGAUCGUUUCUGUUUAGUAUUGCUGAGCAAUGGGAAGCUUUAUAAGUUGAGACUUUCUACAAAUAGCGAGUUAGAGGAACUUACUUUUACACCUGAUAAUCACAUUGUGCCACAAAAGCGUGGUAUUUUUGGAGAGUGCAGGAAUGCAAGUUCACCUCCAUUGGAAAUAGAAUUUGUAGCUUGUGGUAAUAAUAUUACCGUAGCCAUUAGCAAUAAAAACGUAGUGUUUAGCGGUACUACUCAAGUUUACGAAUUUCCUCGACAUAUGCAUACCAAGGAAUUGCAAUGUGGCUUUGAACAUGCAGUUCUUCUCAACACGAACGGUGACAUCUAUACGUGGGGCAAUGGUUUAAGAGGCCAAUUGGGACAGGCAAUCCUGGGUAGACAUGAAACUCCUUCUAUAGUAGAAGCCUUAGCAGGUAUUAAAGUGACUGCCAUUGCUGCAGGAGGUUGGCAUUCAGCUGCAAUUUCAGCGUUUGGUGACCUUUAUACUUGGGGCUUUAAUUCAAAUGGCCAGUUAGGUCUACGUGUUUUCAAGAACUCGUCAUCCCCUAUAAAAGAACCAGCCGUGUACCCAUUGCCGCAAAUCAUAGAUCUACCAACAUGUAAUUGCUCAAAAUUGAAUUCGAGCCUUCCGUCCUGUCCACCUAUUAAGGUUGUAGCUGGAGGACGUCACAUUAUAAUCGUAAAAACCUGUGGCGCCUUAUAUGGCUGCGGUUGGAAUGCCCACAACCAAUUAGGCUUAACAUCUGCUCGCGACUUUGUCGAUAAUUUCCAGUACGUCGACUCUAUAUCAAAUGAUCUGAAGAAAUUUAAAGUCUAUUGUGGCAGUUGGUGCACGAUAAUAAAAAAAUAAUUAAUAAGAAUUAUAAACGCAUUUGCUAAUGUUUAUAUGAUCAGAAAUACCUUUUAAUUUUAAGUUUAAUUUUAUUUAACAAACACUUUUUAUCUAUUGCAAGAGGAAUUACUCAUGAGUACUUAUGUGUAAUACGUAGCCAACGUUGUAUGUGUAUAAUUUAAAAACAAUCUUAGCCAGAUAAAAUUGAAGCCAAUUGAAACCGCAUUAUGCCAAUUAUGAUCUCAGACAUGUCUUGCAUGUCAAGCAUGUAAAUGUACCCGGAAUUAGAACAAUAAACACACAAA